AUGGAAUAGUCAUGCUCGAACGCAUCGAAAUUGAAAAAUCCAUACCAAAAGUAGACGAAAGGGAAAACGUAAAAGUCACCUCAGUCUCAGUGCGCAGUGAUGCAGUAAAACAGAAGUCCAUCCUCUCAUCUGUCGUUCACGACUUGGCGGUGCGUUGCUGCUAGCGUGGAUUGUCUUUUCUUCUCUCUCUCAAUUGUAUUGUUGUGUCACUCUUUCGCUUUUUUCUAUUACUGCUUCUUCAUUCGCUUUCACACUCUACUUCUUUUUACUCCUUUUUUUCCCUUUUCUAAACCUCAAUUUCCUUAUAUACAUUUACAAUUCGGUUCCGAUUCCGUUAAUGCAUUUUCUCCUUAAGCGCGAUCCUUCUCUACCACACUUCUUCAAUCGUUAGGGUUUCUCUCAAAUUGAUUCCCAUGGCUAUCAGAGGCGUUGAUUUCAAGUGGUAUGAUGGAUUUUUCUUGUCCAUGCUCGCUACCAGCGUAGUGAUUGUUGCAAUUAAUUGGAAGCGCUACCAUUCUUGUACAUACCCACUGCACAUAUGGAUUGUGGUGGAUUAUACUGCCGUGUUUGUUUUCCGGCUCUUGAUGUUUGUUGAUAAUGGCUUUGCUGCUGGAAUGGGUUUAGAUUUUGGUUGGCAGCAGAGAUACGCCCGUUUCUGUGGAAGAGUAGCCGUCCUUUCAAUCCUUGGAUUGCUUCUUUAUCCAUUUCUCUGGGCUUGGACUAUAGUUGGUACCAUGUGGUUCAGCACUGCCAAGAGCUGUUUGCCUGAAGAGGGUCAGAAAUGGGGAUUUCUCAUCUGGUUACUUUUUAGCUACUGUGGACUUCUUUGCAUUGCUUGCAUGUCAGUGGGAAAGUGGUUGACUCGACGCCAAGCACACCUAGUGCGUGCCCAACAGGGUAUCCCAGUGUCUGAAUAUGGGAUUUUGGUCGAUAUGAUCCGCGUGCCUGAUUGGGCAUUUGAAGCUGCGGGUCAAGAGACAAGGGGCAUGGGCCAAGAUGCUGCUGCAUAUCAUCCAGGACUUUACCUAACACCAGCUCAGAGAGAAGCAGUUGAAGCAUUAAUUCAGGAGCUCCCAAAGUUCAUGUUAAAGGCUGUUCCUACUGAUUGCAGUGAAUGCCCCAUCUGCUUAGAAGAGUUCCGAGUUGGGAAUGAGGUUCGUGGGUUGCCUUGUGCUCACAAUUUUCAUGUUGAAUGCAUUGACGAGUGGCUCAGGCUGAAUGUGAAAUGUCCUCGGUGCCGUUGUUCAGUGUUCCCAAAUCUCGAUCUUAGUGCCCUUUCCAAUCUCCGUCCAGAUUCUGAACGGUCUUCUGCCAGUGUUGUGACAACAACUAGAUAUGUGAGAGGCCAACCUUCCAGUCAAAGUUACCUGUUAAGGUUACAGGGACUUCUUCGCCCAGUGCGUGCUGAAAUUGCAGGGCCAGUCGGGGACACAGAUAAUGCUUUGCAAAAUGCUGAGAAUGGUGUUGUACCUAUUGUGACACAAAAUGCACCAAACAGAGUCCAGGUCUCUUCUGUGGAAUGCGUGCCCGUUAAUCAUUCCUCUGCACAAAGUUAGAUUAGAUUCAGAGCUUUCUGAUAUAUUUCUAACUCAUUCUAGAGGUGAAAGAAUGCAUAUCCACAUGUAUAAAAAUGUAUCCACAUUCUAACAUGAAAAUUUUACAUUGAUCCAUGAAGAAAUGGGUCAGUUUCUUUGUCUGGGACAUCAUGGAAUGGCGUAGCAGGACUUUGAAAAUCAAGGUAUACCUUUUCGCUUGACUAACCUAGAUUAGAACCGAAUAUGUCUAAUUGUUUCUUUUGUUUUGAUAAAGUGUAAAAAGAGUUCAAAUUUCUAAUCAUAUACUAUUUUAGUUUUGCCUUUUUA
Molecule: messenger RNA, 1862 nt
Organism: Vicia villosa (hairy vetch)
Lineage: Eukaryota; Viridiplantae; Streptophyta; Magnoliopsida; Fabales; Fabaceae
Product: E3 ubiquitin-protein ligase SIS3
Exons: 10
Coding region: 414-1556 (380 amino acids)
Biological process (GO): sugar mediated signaling pathway
Molecular function (GO): ubiquitin-protein transferase activity
Source: RefSeq, a predicted model, not a curated record